AUGAUUCUUUGUACAAAGGACCAGCAAUUCAUCACAUUGGCAGACGUAGAAAAAGCUUUUUUGCGGAUUGAACUGAAGUACGCAGACCCUGAUUUAGUACCAUUUGCCAUUGCGUCAUGCCCGUUCUUACUAGCGACGGAAAAUUUGAGAAUUUACAUUUUGACAAUUUUUCUUGACUGCAGAAAAUGUUCAAGAGAAGAGCCUGAUUCGUGGUAUGGGGAAGUUAAGUCGAUAAUUGCAAGCGCGAAAACGAACAGAGAAUUCACAUCAAGUAGUGCAAAGGCUGAAAACGUUAAUGACAGUGACUGUUCGCGAGAUGAGACGAUUGAGGUAUUACUUUCACCGUAUUUGUUAAAUUUAAAGUUAUCCUGUCAAACGCUUCAAAGGAAAAAACUGAUGUGGGAUGAAGAAAUUGAUGUCAUUAAAGACAGUACCAUGUAUCGCAGGAGAAAUUAUGUAGAUGCACCUAUUCGUAGCUGUUCCAAUGGACGCUUUCAGAAGAACAAAGAGUACGUGAUUACGCCGCUGUUUGCAAGAGUGGAGAGUGGCUCCAUUAAAAAUAAUCACCAUUCUUCGUUGGAGGUUGAUGACCCUGGUGAAUUUCCGGAGUUUAUGACAAGUCGAGUGCGAGAGAUACAGUCUAGUAAGUACAAGUACCGAUACGUUCCUUCAACGAAUAACCCAGCAGAUGCAGGGUUGAGGAAAGCGGUUUCGAGGAGCCCUGGUGCAGAGACUGCGACUAAGAAAGGGUUUUCUUUGACGGUUGCUAUUCUUAGUAUUCCUUGGAAAAUAUAG
Molecule: messenger RNA, 795 nt
Organism: Enterobius vermicularis (human pinworm)
Lineage: Eukaryota; Metazoa; Nematoda; Chromadorea; Rhabditida; Oxyuridae
Source: the annotation of a GenBank genome assembly